AUGCGCCAUGUCCAACGACAACAGAUCUGCAUCGGCAACGCCGCGUUCUGUGAUCGCCGAUAUAGCAACGUCUCCUUGAUUGGCACUCACAAUUCGGCGUUCGUCGGCAAUUUCCUCGAUCCAAGGAUGAAUCAAGAGAAGACAGUCACUGAGCAAUUGGACGCUGGAAUCCGGUUCAUACAAGCUCAAACCCAUAUGGGCAAUCCCCGUGUCUUGCAGUUGAAUAAGGAUGGUGGCAAUGACAACAAGACGCAGAAGCGAGACGACGCCGACGAGCUCUCGAUGUGCCACACCAACUGCGAAUUGCUCUACGCAGGAAAUCAAGACCUCCGCCCCAUGUCCGAAUUCGACUCCAUAUUGAAAUCCACCGGCCUCCACUCCCUCGCCUACAUCCCACCAACAUCUCCCUCCCAAAUCCCCAUGAACCAAUGGCCAACCUACGGAAACCUAAUCUCCGAUAACAAACGCCUCAUCAUCUCCAUGGACAGCAUGACCGACGAUUCCAAAGUCCCCUAUAUCCUCUCGGAAUUUAUACAUUUCUUCGAAACCCCUUACGGCAACAAAGAUCCCAAAUUCGCACAAGCCACGAUCCCACAUCCCGAGCAGAAUCUCCAGACGAAUGCUGCUACGGGAGAGGGGAGUAUUGGGGCGCAGGCGGAUUUGUGUAUGCAGGAAUGGGAUCGUCCGCCGAAUGUGGUUUUGGUUGAUAUGUUUGAUCGGGGCGAUGUUUUCACGGCGCAGAAGAAUCUUAAUGAGUGA
Pseudocercospora fijiensis CIRAD86 is the source of this 759-nucleotide messenger RNA. RefSeq lists its product as uncharacterized. NCBI's taxonomy places the organism in Eukaryota, Fungi, Ascomycota, Dothideomycetes, Mycosphaerellales, Mycosphaerellaceae. The coding region runs from base 1 to 759 and encodes 252 amino acids. The record is from RefSeq and is a predicted model, not a curated record. Gene Ontology annotation, biological process: lipid metabolic process. Gene Ontology annotation, molecular function: phosphoric diester hydrolase activity. The transcript has 4 exons.